AUGGCCUCCCAGAACCGUGACCCAGCUGCCGCCAGUGUCGCCGCCGCCCGCAAGGGAGCCGAGCCCAGCGGGGGCGCCACCCGGGGCCCCGUGGGUAAGAGGCUACAGCAGGAGCUGAUGAGCCUCAUGAUGUCUGGUGACAAAGGCAUCUCUGUCUUCCCUGAAUCCGACAACCUUUUCAAAUGGGUGGGGACCAUCCAUGGGGCAGCAGGCACAGUUUAUGAGGACCUGAGGUAUAAGCUCUCGCUGGAGUUCCCCAGGGGCUACCCUUACAACACGCCCAUGGUGAAGUUCCUCACACUCUGCUACCACCCCAACGUGGACACCCAGGGAAACAACUGCCUGGACAUCCUGAAGGACAAGUGGUCUGCCCUGUAUGAUGUCAGGACCAUCCUGCUGUCCAUCCAGAGCCUGCUAGGAGAACCAAACAUUGAUAGUCCUUUGAACACGCAUGCUGCCGAGCUCUGGAAAAACCCCACAUCCUUUAAGAAGUAUCUGCAAGAAACCUACUCGAAGCAGGUCUCCAGCCAAGAUCCCUGA
Odobenus rosmarus divergens (Pacific walrus) is the source of this 540-nucleotide messenger RNA. RefSeq names its product ubiquitin-conjugating enzyme E2 C-like. Bases 1 to 540 code for a protein of 179 amino acids. NCBI's taxonomy places the organism in Eukaryota, Metazoa, Chordata, Mammalia, Carnivora, Odobenidae. The record is from RefSeq and is a predicted model, not a curated record. The transcript has a single exon.